AUGUUAAAAUUUUCAAUUGUACUAUUUCUAUUGCUUGUGUUGAAAUUCUUUUCCUAUUCUUCGGCACAAGACAAACCCAAAUUAACGUUAGAUGGAUUUUUCAAUUAUGUUGAAUAUCCAACCGUGAUCUUGUCACCGACGGGUCAACAUCUACUCAUUGAAACUUUGCGACCAUCAUGGGAGACAAAUUCUCAUUCGCACGAUUUAUGGUUAUAUGAUAUUCAGCAACAGCAAAAGCGGUUGAUUAUCGCAGACGUUAGCGAGUACUUUGCACCAAUAUGGUCACCAGAUGGUAAAUGGGUAGCAUUUUUUGUAAACAACAAUUCUAUCACAAACAAUUCUCGACAUUCAUUUGAAAAAUUAGACACUACUGAGAAACUCAUGUAUUUCUAUUCGGUUACUACAGAGAAACUCAUUGCUGUUGAAAUCGGAACUGUACAACCAUCAUUUAUCACAUGGUCCGAUGAUGAUAGAAUCCUUUAUUUUGUUGCUCAGGCAAUGUGGUCAAAAGAAGAAGAAGAAGAUGCACAUAGAGUAGAAUGGAAGAAUGUAAUUAACCAUCGACAGAUUACACCUGGCGAACAUAGUGUGAUCUAUCGAAUAACUAUUAAUACAAAUAAUCUACCUCUAUUUGCAAAUGUCAGUAUUGUAGCCAAUGUGUCCUUGACGGUCAACGAACUGUUGUAUGUUCCAUAUCAACAACAGCUUAUUUUUACAUCACGAGGAAGGUCAUAUGAAGAUUUGGACAAUUUUGAAUUAUACUCGAUUCAAUUGAAUAGUUCAUCAUCAUCAUUAUCAUCAUUAUCAAGAUUGACCAACAUGGAAGGAGUCGAACAAGAACUAAAACUAUCAAGUGAUGGUAAACAUGUAUUCUAUCGGUUGUGGGCACUCAGUUCAGGUAAAUUGAUCGAUUGGGGAAAAAAUUUUGAUGGUGUUAUCACACAAUGUACAGUUAAAUCGGGUGGUGGUGUUCACAUCAUAGGACAGUUGGGACUCAAUGCUCAAGUUUAUACACAAGAGUCAAUAGCAGAUGACGCGAUUCAGCAGCGUGGAUGGAACGGAACUUAUGAACGUUUUAGUUCGUUAUCACAUCAAUCAGGUGGCCCAGUUGCAUUUGUAUUUUCAUCAUUCGAAAAACCAAAAGAAGUAUAUUUGGCUGAUAGUAUCGAUCAACUUAUGUCAGCUAAAGCGAUUACAAACACCCAGUAUCCGUCCUCCGGAAUCAUUGACCUGGGCAAUAAUGUAUUAUUUACACAACACAAUUUACCUCAAGUAAAAGCAUACUACUGGAAAAAUACAGCAGAUAACCAAGUAAUAGAAGGUGUUUUACACUAUCCACCGGGAAAAUCCAAUGGAAAGAAUUUACCGCUCCUAGUUCUAAUUCAUGGCGGUCCGAAUGCAGCAAGUCUAAAUGAACUUCAAGCCAAUUGGAACAACUGGGCUACGAUAGCUGCCACUGAAGGUUGGCUCGUUUUAGAACCUAACUAUCGAGGAUCAACCGGAUACGGUGAUAAAUUUCUCGGCGAAUUUCGCCAUCGACUACUGUCAUUGCCCGGUGAAGAUAUUCUAAUGGGAGUUGAUCAACUUAUAGAAGAUGGCAUAACCGAUUCGAAAAGGCUUGCAGUUGGCGGCUACAGUUAUGGUGGUUUUCUAACAAAUUGGCUGAUUACUCAAACGACACGAUUCAAUGCUGCUUUGUCGGGUGCUGGUAGUACUGAACAUGUAUCAAGCUGGGGUACAAUGGAUUUGCCAGUACUUCUCAGUUAUUUACAUGUAGGUUUUCCUUGGGAGGUACCAAAAAUCUAUCAAAAAGAAUCAUCAAUCUAUCAGUUGAAUAAAGUACGCACACCGACACAUAUUGUUACGGGCCAGAGUGAUACACGAGUCGACCCUGAUCAAAGUUAUAUGUUAGAACGUGGCCUUUACUAUUUGGGCAUGCCCGUGCAAUUGUUAGUUUUUCCAAAUGAAGGACAUGGCAUUGAGAAUGAUCCUUGGAAUGGUAAAAUAAAAGUUCGAGAAGAACUUAAAUGGUUACAGAAAUACGGGUUAGAGAAGUACGAGAAUCAGCCGUUACCAAAUGAAUGCAUCACAACAACUAGAUCUUUCUUUAUUAUUGCUGCAUCAUUCUUUAUAUUCAAUAUUAUGACUUAG
This is a messenger RNA of Rotaria socialis, 2151 nucleotides long. The record is from the annotation of a GenBank genome assembly. Lineage: Eukaryota; Metazoa; Rotifera; Eurotatoria; Philodinida; Philodinidae.